GUAGGCCUGUUGAACCUGCAGAAACUGAUAAGUUUUGAAGAGCAUUGGUAACGCUGUCUCUUCCUUCUGCUUAUUCCAGAAUUUUCAGACGUCCAAGUUAGCUUCCAUUACAUUUAAUUUAUUCCAGCUUCCAAAAACAAUGAUUAUAUUGGUGGUCUUCUUGACGGCUGUGGUCGUAUCAUCUGCACUUCCUUUGACGAAACAAGAAUGGGACGCAGGCAACAGCAUUUAUGACAGCUUCAAUUUUUGGUCAAUAGCCGCCGAGGAAUACAACAGCGAAUUCUCUAACAACGACCUCAAGCUACCCGAUAUUUCAAGCAUUACAAAUAUUGACUUGCAUCUUGAUGACGGAGACAAGGUUACGGAAGACCUUAAUAAAAUGAUAGCUGAUAUGAAUAUACAAGGACUUAAUAAUGGCCUCAUGCCCCUCCCUAAACCAAGCUUCAAAGAUGAUGACUGGCAGAAAUAUGUAGAGGCCGAUGAGGAGCUUAAGAAAGAAGAAGAAGAGUCGAUGAAACAUCUCCAAGAGUCUAUGGAUGCACUGAGGCUGCGGCAGCGGAACCAAGGACUUGUAACUAAAAUUCCUUGGCUGAACGGCAUGUCCAAGACAAAGUCAUUUGUUCCCGAUGUUAACAACAUGGACAUUGAUGAGUUGUUGAGAAAUCUGUACGAAUCUUUGGAUAGACAGGGGGUACGCGUAGGUUAAUUCAUAGUAUUUUUUCUAUCGCAAUGAAGAUAGCACAUUUCUGCUAUGUAAACGAGCCUCUCCAGAAAAAAAAUAGGCCUAUAACAUUAGUCUUUUCUAUCCCUACAGAAAAAUUAAACAUUUCGAACAAUUGAUAUUUUGUCACAUUUGAAUAUUAUUCUUCGGAUAGGCCUAUUCGAACAUAUUUACAUAAAUGUUGAUGACUAUCACGUAACCGAUAAUGCUUUAUGAUAAUAGUUUUGUCAUAAUGUAAAACAUUUUGAAAAUUUUAUAAAAAUGUAUGAGUGAAUAAACUAAAUUUGACCGAA
Anneissia japonica is the source of this 1014-nucleotide messenger RNA. RefSeq lists its product as uncharacterized. Lineage: Eukaryota; Metazoa; Echinodermata; Crinoidea; Comatulida; Comatulidae. Bases 140 to 706 code for a protein of 188 amino acids. The record is from RefSeq and is a predicted model, not a curated record. The transcript is spliced from 2 exons.